AUGGCAAGGGAUAAACUAGACUCUUCUGCAGUGUGUGACCUGAAACUAAAACUCAUUAGUGAUAGGCAAACUGAUGGCAGAUUAUAUAAUUUGCCAAAUGCUUCUGAAGUGGCUGCUUUAAUUGUUGGUGACAAGCAUACAGCAAAUAACAAAGAUAUCAUCAUUGAGAAGCAAAUAGGCAUGCUGCAAAGAAUAAAUGAACUUCAUCCUGCAUAUUUACCUUUGCAAUAUCCUCUUUUGUACCCACACGGUGAAGAUGGCUACAGACCAAACAUUCUUCAUAAGCAUCAUCCGCAUAGCCAUGUUGCAAAGAGGAACAAAGUUACCAUGCGUGAGUAUUUUUGUUACAGGAUGCAAUCAAGGGAUAAUGAAGCACAAACAAUACUUCAUUCAAGAAGAUUGCUUCACCAAUGGGUUGUUGAUGGGUAUUGUAUGAUUGAGUCUCAAAAACUAAACUAUGUUAGACAACAUCAACAAGAACUCCGAGUUGACAAGUACAUCAAUUUAAAUGACUGUAAUAAUCAGCCCUUAACCCAAGCAUGGCUAGAAAUACAACGACAAGUUGCAAAGUCAAAUCUUACAGCUCAUGAUUGCCCUGAUGUUGUGUCACGGUAUCCAAAUCCAGAAGACAUUGACAACAUAAUUUCUGCUGAAAUACCAAACAAGGACACAGAUCCAGAAUUGUAUCAAAUUGUCAACAACCACAUGAUGCAUGGUCCAUGUGGACUAGCUAAUAAAAGGGCACCAUGUAUGGCCAAUGGCAAGUGUUUCAGGUUUUUCCCAAAAAAGUUUCAGCCAGCCACAAUUGUUGACCAAGAUGGUUUUCCUGUUUAUAGAAGAAGAGACACCAGACGGACUUACAUCAACAAAGGAUCUGAUCGGAUUACAACAGCUAUUGUCAAUGACCAAAACCAGGAUGGCACACACAAUCAGGUUCAUGAUGAAAUUAAACAUUAUCUUGACUGUCGGUAUGUGUCGGCUCUUGAAGCAUGUUGGAAGAUUUUUGCAUUCCCAAUGCAUGGGCAUGCACCGACAGUUGAACGUCUUUAUUUCCACCUAGAAAAUCAACAGCCUGUUUACUGGAAAGAUAGUGAAGAAAUUGGCACAGUACUGGCUAAGAGUACAAUCAAAGAAUCAAUGUUCACAACUUGGAUGGAUUCUAAUAAAAUAUACCAUCAUGGACGAGAUCUUACUUAUGCUGAAUAUGUGUCCAAAUUUGUUUAUGAUGCACGAAAAAGAUGCUGGAAACCAAGGAAACAAGGAAAUACUAUUGGCAGGCUGAUUUGGGUGCCCCCUUCUAGUGGAGAGUUGGUCUACAUGAGGAUGAUGCUUUCCUCUGCUAAAGGAUCACAAUGUUACGAAGAUAUUAGAACAGUAGAAAAUGUUGUCUAUCAUACAUUUAGAGAAGCAUGCUUUGCAAAAGGUUUUCUAGGAAGUGAUCAAGAAUUUGUUGGUGCCUUACGAGAAGCAAACACUUGGGGAACUCCACACUAUCUUAGGAAGUUAUUUGUGAAGCUGCUAUUUAUGAAUACCAUGGAUAGGCCAGAAUAUGUGUGGAAACAAACUUGGCAAUGGAUGGCAGAUGAUAUUGUAUUUAAUCAUAGAAGACAAGGCAUCCAACUAAUAGACAAAGAAAAAAUGCAUCUUUGUUUGACGACAAUUGAAAACCUCUUGCAAGCCAACAGGAAAAGCCUACGAGAUUUUCCUUCAAUGCCAUACCCACUAGGAUAUGCCGCCAACACGCACCAAAAUAAUCUCAUCUACAAUGAAUUGGCUUACGACGGGGACAUAUUGGCCGCCGAAUUUGACAAAUGCUACCAGUGGCUAACAGAUGAGCAGGCUUCUAUUUUUAAUAAGAUUAUGCAUGUGGUUGCAACUCAAUCAGGUGGAGUUUAUUUUCUAUAUGGAUAUGGUGGCACAGGCAAGACAUUUGUGUGGAAAACUUUAUCAUCUGCUAUACGCUCUACUGGCGGCAUUGUUUUAACAGUAGCUUCAAGUGGGAUUGCCUCAAUACUAUUGCCUGGCGGUAGAACAACAUAUUCUAAGUUUGCUAUUCCUGUCCCUGCAACAAAAAAUUCUACAUGCAAUAUCUAUCAAGGGAGUGAUUUGGCUAAAUUGUUGCAUAUCACAAAACUCAUCAUAUGGGAUGAAGCUCCAAUGUGUCACAGAUACAGUAUUGAGGCCCUUGACAAAAGUUUACAGGACAUCAUGCACAAUGGCAAUCCUUUUGGAGGAAAGGUCAUUGUUUUUGGUGGUGAUUUCUGUCAAAUUCUACUUGUUGUGCCAUGA
Molecule: messenger RNA, 2289 nt
Organism: Glycine soja
Lineage: Eukaryota; Viridiplantae; Streptophyta; Magnoliopsida; Fabales; Fabaceae
Exons: 7
Coding region: 1-2289 (762 amino acids)
Biological process (GO): DNA repair; telomere maintenance
Molecular function (GO): DNA helicase activity
Source: RefSeq, a predicted model, not a curated record